CCCCCUUUCCUGAUUGAUAGUGGUUUAACUUGGGCUUUUCCCUCAGCUAGAUGUAAUUAGAAAAAUUAAAUUUAUUCCAGUGUUAGGACAAAAUCUGCCGGGAUAACCCCGUUUUGAACUUUAGCUGUUAAGAUCCUUAGACGUCAGUGAGGAUGAGCGCCCAUAACGCCAUAGAGACAAAUUAUGUUUCAGCAUUUGGGAGAGACUAACCUUAACAAACGUUGCUGUGGCUUUAAGGGAACUAAGUAAAUGAUUAAUUUUUCAGGAUAUGGUCUGUAUAAAUUGCCUUGAAGUUUCCGGUUGCCUGCCUUCUACAUAAAUCGCACAAAGUUUAUGAAUAAAAAUAAAGAUGCCUCAUGCGGUUGGGGCUGCAGUGGGAUUUUCUGCAGGAGCCGAGAGUCCGCGCUGACCCCCCCGAGGAAGAUUUGAAAGCACGAAUGCUGAAAGGGAUUGGGGGUUAGGAUUUGACUAUGGCAGUGCAGUUCCUGCGGAAGGCAUCUGUGUGGGUAAAGAAGCACAAGAUCACGUUGUUGGCCGUUUCUUGCGUGGGACUGUUUGGCGCUGACCUUUCCUAUCACGUGUUUCCUGAGCAGACAUUCAAACUGUUGCAUGAGUGCUGGUCGGAGGGGCAGCCAGCUGAGCUCUCACAGAAGCUCUGUGGUGUCUUUCAGGAUGUCCUUCAAGAUAUCGAUGUGAAGUCCACUGACUCCUAUCGAGCUUUUGCAGCUUCUGGCUUCCAGCCUGUGAGUGCUGGAAUCCCCUGGCUGCCUGCGGGCUCUUUGGUGGGCAUCCCGCCGAACUUUGAUAGCACAGCGGAGGAUAAAAAAGGAAUAGUCAACCAUGUUGUUGUGAUCAAUGGCAAGGAAGUAGACUGGGAGAGCAAUGAAGGUGUUGCUUUGAAGGAAGCCCUGACGUUUUCACUUGAAGCUCAGAAGUUUGCCAUUGCGAGGGAAGUUGUGUAUUUGCAGAACGGCAGCCCUUUAGCAAGCGCUGUUGUGGCUCCAACUUGCUUAGCUGGUACAUUUCUCUGUGGGAAGGGUGUAAAGCUACUUCUGGGUUUAUCUCCUGGCCCCCUGAUACUUCGUGGCCUCUGUAACCUCAUAACUGCUGCCGGUGGACUCAUGUGCUAUUACGUUUCUUAUGACGCCAUGACUUACCACCUAGACUGCAAGGCUGACAGAAAGGCAGCUACUGUUUCCAAGGACUACGCCAGAGGUGGGGUUGAAUUUUAUGAUCAAAUCUUGUCCCGCAACAGGAUUCUUCGUGGUCUGAUGGGCAAACAAGGGACAAAAAUGUAUUCCCCGAGUGGCAACCUUUUCCCCAGGCACUGGUUCAGAAUAAAGUAUACCCCAUACACUUACCGAAGAGAUUUGAUUGUUAAUAUUUUAAGAGAGCUCCAGGCAUAGGAGGGGAGUGCUUGAAUUUUAAACUUGUGAAUUAUGUAUUCUCUUGGAACACUGCUGUGCUUCGUUUUUUUUUUCCUUUUUUUUUUUCCUAGAUCUUCAUUAGAAUUGCGGGGUUUAUUUUUGCAUAUAGUUCGGAAGGAGUUAUUGCACAUCCUGUGAAUAAAGAAUUCUCUCUUAAAAUAUUAAA
Molecule: messenger RNA, 1593 nt
Organism: Calidris pugnax (ruff)
Lineage: Eukaryota; Metazoa; Chordata; Aves; Charadriiformes; Scolopacidae
Gene: TMEM177
Product: transmembrane protein 177
Exons: 2
Coding region: 471-1406 (311 amino acids)
Source: RefSeq, a predicted model, not a curated record